AUGUCAGAUGUUUUUUCAAUUUUUAGAAGAAAAAGAAAUAAAAAAACAAAAUUAUGUAAAACAUCAAAUAAAAAAAGUAAGAGAAAUAUAUUAAUGAAUGAUAAAUGUAGAAGAAGAGCAUAUGUUAAUAACAAUGUAAAACAAGAUAAUACUCAAGUAGAAAUUAAUAAUCACGAAUCAAAUAUUGUGUUAGUAGAUUUUCCAAAGCUUCCAAUAAAAAAUAUUGAAUUGUGUGAAGGAGUUUAUAAUAUUUUUUAUAUAAGAGAUCAAUAUUUAAUUGGAAAUAAAAAUGUUACAAUUAAUAAUGAGCAUCUAAUACUACUUGAAACUAUUUUAGAUAAACUUGAUUCAGCUAUUAAUGAACUGAAUUCAGAAGAAAAUUAUUCUACUAAAAAAAUAUUAUCAAGUGUUUAUGAAAAAAUAGCUACUUUGUAUAAUAGUUUUAAAAAUAUAAAAAAUAAACUUCCUCAAUUGUCAAAUGCUUAUGAUUGCUUUAAAAGCAAUAUUAUAUUUGUACGAGGAAAACAGUUUAAAAAAAAUUAUGUUUAUGAUAAUCUAAUUAAUAUAUACACAUAUCUACAAGAUAGUGAGCUUCAACAGGAUAAUAUUGAAACAAUUAAUCAAACAUUACAUAUAAACGAUCAAGCUAUUUCUUCACCAUCAUUUAUAAAUAAAAAUUUGGUUACAUCUAAUGAAUAUAUAGAAUAUCUUCCUAUGAAAUUUAAUCCUCAUUUUUUAGAAUUAAAUAAGAUAUCUAUAUAUUAUUUAUUUGAAGAAUCUAUUAAUCAUAUUAUAUGGCAAAAAGCAUUAGACGAAUUAAUUGUCGUUAAAGCUUUAGCAGAUAUCCCAUAUUUUGAUUUGACAGAAGUUGAAGGAUUUGAUUUUCAAAAAAUGAAAUCAGGUCAAAGACAAUGGUAUCCCUUAUAUAUAGCAAAAGAAUUAAGUGAAGAAGGGUUAGCUACUGUUGAAUUUCCAUUUUGGUUUUAUAUUGAUAACUUAAAAAAUAUUUAUAAAAAAGAAUUUGAAGAUAUGAAUGAACUUACUGAUUUGCCAAGCCCUUUUUUUUUUGAAAUAUCUUCUAUGUUUUUAGAAAAUAAUGCUUUUAAAAAUUCUACUCCUAUUGAAACUAUUGGUCAAAAAACUCCUUAUAAAUACAUUUUAAAAGUUGCAGGAUUAAUUCAAGAUAUAAGGCAAAAACGUAUUCAUAAAAUUAUGAAUAAAUUUAAAAAUUGUGAUAUUUUUUCAGAAAUAUUAAUUAUAAAUAAUAUACAAAUUUAUGAAACAUAUUGUGUUAAUUAUUUAGCUUCAGUAUUUUUUCAGAGGCAGAAUUCCUCCUAUUCAAUGGAUGAAAAUUUCGAUGUCAGAAAUUAUCUAUUUGAUCCUUUUAUUUUCAGUUCAUAUAAUAUAUAG
Molecule: messenger RNA, 1410 nt
Organism: Plasmodium gallinaceum
Lineage: Eukaryota; Apicomplexa; Aconoidasida; Haemosporida; Plasmodiidae
Product: conserved Plasmodium protein, unknown function
Exons: 2
Coding region: 1-1410 (469 amino acids)
Biological process (GO): DNA replication; double-strand break repair via break-induced replication
Cellular component (GO): GINS complex; nucleus
Source: RefSeq, a predicted model, not a curated record